AUGAGCUUGUACGAGCACAUAAAAGGAGCUGCGCUUUUUGCAAUGACUUUGUUUGGAUCGUUUGGCAACAUAGCUACAAUUCUGUCAUUUAUUCAGAUUGCAUAUCAGGAAAGAAAGCUUCUACCUGUUGAAAUAAUUCUGUCAUGCCUUUCAGGAGUAAAUCUUUUGAUAUUACUCUCACGAGGAAUACCAUAUCCUCUGUUCAUCUUUGGUGUGAUUGUAUCAUUUAAUGACCCAGCCUGCAAAGCUGUUUCCUACAUACACAUAUGGUUUCGAUCACUGGGUGUCAAUUUAACUUGUCUUCUUAGUUGUUUUCAAUGUAUAACUAUUAGCUCUGGUUCUGAAAAGUGGGUCAAACUAAAAGGAACUGUACAGAACCAUCUUUUAAGUCUUAUAAGUUUUCUGUGCUUAGUUAGCAUGGCAUCGAGUGUGGACAUCAUUUUGUUCGGAUCUUCUGGUACUAAUGUUACUGGAUUACAAAAUACAAUUUUUAAUGGAUACUGCCUUAACACUUUACCUAGCAAGAUUGUAUUUGACACAAUUAACUAUGUUAUUUUUGCUCGUGACGUUGCAUUUCUGCUUCUUAUGACAUUAUCCAGCUGUGUUAUUUUAAUAAUCUUGUAUAAACAUCAGAAGAGGGUAAUUGGCAUAAGAAGUUCAGAGAAAAGCACAAAAACUACUGCAGAAGGGCAGGCAUCUAAGACUGUUGCUAUUAUAGUUGUUAUGUAUGUGCUUUUCUUUGGCAUGGGUACCACCAUUUGGUUUUAUGAAGCAGUAGCUGAUACAAAGGUUAAUUUCCUUGCAGUGAUACCUGAUUUUCUUUCUGUAUGCUACUCUUCCUUCUUCCCUGUGGUUAUUAUUGUGUUUAAUAAAAGAAUUCAAAAUGUACUCAAGGACUAUUUUGGCAAGCAUGGAACAAAACAUUUUGGUGAUCUUGGAGACUGA
Messenger RNA from Protopterus annectens (West African lungfish), 945 nucleotides. RefSeq names its product olfactory receptor class A-like protein 1. The transcript has a single exon. Gene Ontology annotation, cellular component: membrane. Gene Ontology annotation, biological process: G protein-coupled receptor signaling pathway. NCBI's taxonomy places the organism in Eukaryota, Metazoa, Chordata, Ceratodontiformes, Protopteridae. Gene Ontology annotation, molecular function: pheromone receptor activity. Bases 1 to 945 code for a protein of 314 amino acids. The record is from RefSeq and is a predicted model, not a curated record.